UCAGAACACUCUUAUAGUCAGAUACUCAGAUUGAGAGCAUCCAUUGGGAGACACACCAGGGUCAUCUGUAUUGCUGUCGAAAAUCUGCAUUACUUAAAAUGAAGACGCUUUUGUUGUCCAUCGCAUUUGCCUGCAUUCUUAUUGGUGCGCUGGAAGCAAAACCAAGGCAAAUACCAAAUGAAGAUUCAGAAUCUGUUGAAGAAUGUGUCUGUUUGAAUGGAGGAACAUGCGCAUACUUUCGUCUUUACGGAAGACCGUACAGGUGUGUCUGCCCCUUGGGUUACGCUGGAGAACAGUGUGAAAUAGAUAUUGGAUCCAAGUGUUACGAUGACACUGGCAAGGACUACAGGGGUAUUGUGUCGAAGACAAACCAUGGCAGGGAGUGCCUGUACUGGGACGCUAAAGAGUUAAAGAACAGUUAUUUCAACGCACACAGAGCCAACGCAUUGGAACUCGGUCUUGGCAGACACAAUUAUUGCAGGAACCCAAGCAACGGCAGGAAACCCUGGUGUUAUUUCAAAAGUGGAAGAAAGGUUUUAACCAUGCAUUGUGAUGUACCACAGUGUGAGAAAGUAGAACCCACAGUUCCAGUACCCACCUGUGGUCAGCGUCAGCACAAAAUGUACAAGGUCGUGAGAGGAGGUAGUACCCCCAUCGAAUCCCAGCCAUGGAUGGCAGCACUUUACCAGAUCUCCAGGAGACACAAACAGGAAAAUUUCCUAUGUGGAGCCAGCCUUAUAAACCCCUGCUGGGUGAUGACAGCAGCACAUUGCUUCCCUGACGCGGAUUUCGUGGAACCCAAAGACUAUGUCGUCAUACUCGGAAAGUCUAACCUCGAUGAGACCAAUUUAGAGAAAGAACAAAAAUUCUUAGUGGAAAAGAUUAUUCGCCAUGAAAAUUUUAAUGACCUCACUGGAGCAUUGGACAAUGAUAUCACAUUGAUAAAAAUACGCUCCACAUCCGGCCAAUGUGCAUCUCUAACAAACUCUGUACAAACCAUCUGUCUCCCUCCAUCUGAUCUAAAGCUGAGGGAAGGUACCAAGUGUGAAAUUGCUGGAUUCGGGAAAGAGUCAUAUAAUAGCAUUGUUUAUUCUCAACUUCUGAAAUCUGCCUCAGUCCAGCUGAUCUCCCAGCAGGUGUGUCAGUCAGAUAAAUACUAUGGGAAACUUUUGAAUAACAAUAUGUUUUGCGCUGGAGACCCUGAAUGGAAGGUCGAUGCUUGUAAGGGGGAUUCCGGUGGACCUCUGAUAUGUGAAUACAAUGGACAGAUGGCGCUGUAUGGCAUUAUUAGCUGGGGGGAGGAAUGUGCAAAGGAGCACAAACCCGGGGUGUACACACGUAUCACGCAGUACCUGCCCUGGAUAAACGAGAAGAUGGCAGAGGACAAUACACCGCGUAGUAAGAAAAUCUUAAAAUGAAAACCAUUUUGAAUUCCUUCUUGGUAACAGCUCAAAGCGAUCAGCGAAAUCUCUUAUCUCUCCAUCGCCAGUGGAGAAUCGCAGACCUUGUUUA
This is a messenger RNA of Pelobates fuscus (common spadefoot toad), 1512 nucleotides long. It is a transcript of the gene PLAU, whose product is annotated as plasminogen activator, urokinase. The record is from RefSeq and is a predicted model, not a curated record. The transcript is spliced from 11 exons. NCBI's taxonomy places the organism in Eukaryota, Metazoa, Chordata, Amphibia, Anura, Pelobatidae. The coding region runs from base 99 to 1418 and encodes 439 amino acids. Gene Ontology annotation, biological process: plasminogen activation; regulation of cell adhesion mediated by integrin. Gene Ontology annotation, molecular function: serine-type endopeptidase activity.